GCGCCCGGAACAGAACGCGCGGGCAGCGAGACAGCCAGCACGGGGAGGAGCGGCAAGGAGAGCCAAAGCGAAGUUAAAAGGGAAGCUCAGCUUGCCGCACCGGUCGCCAUGGGGUUGGAGGCAGCGCUCGAACUGGAGUGCGCGGCGCUGGGCGCGCUGCUGCGGGAGUCGCGGGAGGCCGAGCGCACGCUGCUGCUCGACUGCCGCCCCUUCCUGGCUUUCUGCCGGCGCCACGUGAGUGCCGCACGGCCCGUGCCGUGGAACGCGCUGCUGCGGCGCCGCGCUCGGGGCCCUCCGGCCGCCGCCCUCGCCUGCCUGCUGCCCGACCGCGCGCUGCGGGCGCGCUUAGCCCGCGGGGAGCUGGCGCGGGUUGUGGUCCUGGAUGAAGGCAGCACCUCGGUGGCUGAGCUGCGGCCCGACGGCCCGGCCCAUUUGCUGCUCGCAGCGCUGCUGCACGAGACGCGCACCGGGCCCACUGCCGUGUGCUUCCUGCGAGGAGGCUUCGAUGGCUUCCAGGCCUGCUGCCCAGAUCUGUGCUCUGAGGCCCCUGCCCCGGCGCCGUCGCCUGCAGGGCCUGAAAAGAGCCGCCCGGACCCUAGGGCUCCCUUCUAUGACCAGGGCGGCCCUGUGGAGAUUUUGCCCUACCUGUUCCUGGGAAGCUGUAGCCACUCGUCAGACCUGCAGGGUUUGCAGGCCUGUGGCAUUACAGCUGUCCUCAACGUCUCUGCCAGUUGCCCCAACCACUUUGAGGGCCUUUUCCACUACAAGAGUAUCCCAGUGGAAGACAACCAGAUGGUGGAGAUAAGCGCCUGGUUCCAGGAGGCUAUAGGUUUCAUUGACUCAGUGAAGAACAGUGGAGGCCGGGUGCUGGUGCACUGCCAGGCAGGCAUCUCACGCUCUGCCACCAUCUGCCUGGCAUACCUGAUGCAGAGCCACCGCGUGCGGCUGGAUGAGGCCUUUGACUUUGUCAAGCAACGCCGGGGAGUCAUCUCCCCCAACUUCAGUUUCAUGGGGCAGCUGCUGCAGUUUGAGACACAGGUGCUGUGUCACUGAAGCAGGACCCUUCUCUUGCCCCCACAUGUUGGUUCUCAGUGAUUCCUAGAGCUGCUGAUGUGGACAGGCUGGUGCCCCUCUGGCUCAAUACAGCCCCCUAACCUCUGGGAGGGCUGUUGCCUCCUUGGAGUUUGAAGAGUCCCCAAAUGGGGGCAGUAGGAAUGCUGGAGUGCUGGCCUUUCUGACCUGGUGCUCUUCUGCUAGGGGACGGAGGGCUGGCCCUCAUUCAGGGGACAGGAAUGGAGGGUGUGUCUACACUUUCCUCCCUUAUCCUCUGGCAGAAAUUAAUUGGACUCUACACCCAUGGAAUCUCUUUGGUCCAUCGCUAUGUUGAAGCCCUUUGCUGCCUGAGAGUUCCAAAAACAAGCUGUGACAAUUAGGAGCCCUGUCUGGGGGGUGGUCUGCCCCAGGGCCUGGAGCCUGAGCCUUGUGCUUCUGGGGGAGCUGGGGACUCAGGAAGUGAUGUGUAUGUUGUGUUGCGGACCUCUUCUGUGUGAGCAUUUCACGCCUGUGUUGGCACUGGAAAGUUGUUUGUGUUCAACUGACAUUUAACACUCCCUCCCCACUUCCUCCCAGCCCUAUGGGCGGGGGCUGGAAACUUCGCACUUUAUAUUUAUAUAGCACAUUGAGGAUGUGUCAAUAAAAUAUUUUGUUUAAGAAAUAACAAUCCCCCAAGUGUCUGGU
Nycticebus coucang (slow loris) is the source of this 1737-nucleotide messenger RNA. RefSeq names its product dual specificity phosphatase 2 (gene DUSP2). NCBI's taxonomy places the organism in Eukaryota, Metazoa, Chordata, Mammalia, Primates, Lorisidae. Gene Ontology annotation, biological process: negative regulation of MAPK cascade; endoderm formation; protein dephosphorylation. The coding region runs from base 109 to 1053 and encodes 314 amino acids. The record is from RefSeq and is a predicted model, not a curated record. The transcript has 4 exons. Gene Ontology annotation, cellular component: nucleus; cytoplasm. Gene Ontology annotation, molecular function: MAP kinase tyrosine/serine/threonine phosphatase activity; protein tyrosine/threonine phosphatase activity.